AUGGCUUCCUACGACAAACACGUCUUCUUCUUCGCCUCCAAGAUAGUCCUUUCCAACUUGAGCAUUAUCUCACGCAGCCCCGUCUGCCCCCACCGCAAGACGAUCAAGCACAUCACCGUUCUCUGCCUGGAGGGCGAACACUUUGGCAUUAUUUUUGACUAUGUGCUGUACAAUAUUCCCAUCGUCACAGUGCCCAACGCUGGUGUCGUACUGGCUUCAGCCGGCGAUGCAACAGCGGGAGGCCCUGCUGGACGUGUUGACAGAGCUCGAGGAGCCUCCGACGCUGGAGGGCUGGCUCUUCCCGGGGGCCAUCAUGGACUUCUACCACCCGCUGAUGAUACCGGAGUUGUUGAAGGCCGACAUGAGGGGAAGGAGAAGGAAUUGAGGGUGGUGGAGGUGCUGGUGUUCACUGAGGACAAAUGCUUGCCCAUGUCCCUGCCCCUCAUUUCUGAGGUGACUGGGAACGUGCUGACACUGAAGUUCUGUCAGCCCAUCACCGCCCAGGUGUUCCCUGAGCUUCCGUGGCACAGGGAACGCCAACGCCAUCAGGACGACCUGCUGGCCAAAUUCGAGUACUACGACCUCAACAGCAGGUCGUGGGUUCAGGCCCUGGCAACCACCUGGAAAGCCGGCCGCAUCAGAAUCCCUCUCCCCCUCCGCCAGCUCCCCGUCUUCAAGCGCACGGACGUGCUAGUUACAUGGAAGGAGGCCAAAGACUAUUCCCUCGGGCUCCUGCCUCUACCGCCUCUCUGCUCGAUGCUGGCGAACUUCUCGCCACAUCUUGAGUUCCUGCGCCCGACGGACCUCAAGUACCCGCGGACCUACUCCGACGUGCAGUGGACCAUCAACAAAGAACAAGUCGCGACGUGUCCCAGCAUCUGGGAUGAGGACGCUACUGCUGCUGGCUCAGAGACGGGGGAAGGCGGCGGUGAGUCAGAGGGGAAGAACGGCAACAGUUUGGAGGAGUGA
Fomitopsis serialis is the source of this 969-nucleotide messenger RNA. RefSeq lists its product as uncharacterized. The transcript has 3 exons. Bases 1 to 969 code for a protein of 322 amino acids. NCBI's taxonomy places the organism in Eukaryota, Fungi, Basidiomycota, Agaricomycetes, Polyporales, Fomitopsidaceae. The record is from RefSeq and is a predicted model, not a curated record.